Messenger RNA from Closterium sp. NIES-67, 1352 nucleotides. The record is from the annotation of a GenBank genome assembly. Lineage: Eukaryota; Viridiplantae; Streptophyta; Zygnematophyceae; Desmidiales; Closteriaceae.
AGCCCAUCAGCUAGGGAUUGACGCAGUGCCACAGUGGCAGCUGGAGCCAUUGCCCGCCUACAUCGACUCCCAUCCACCACGUGCACACUGGAGGCCAUGGCGUUGAGAGGGCAUUGCUCGCCGCACUGCCCUCUCUCUGCUACCGCUCUCCAGCCGUUGCCGCCCCUUGCUCUGUUUCGCAACACCCCGUUGCAUGUGUGCGCGCGCGCGCACUCCAGUCCUCGUCGGAUAGCCUUCUCGUUCCCGCGUCGUGCCUCGCUCCGCCCUCGCCAGUUGCCCUCUACCCCUGCACUCACACUGCCCACCUGUCCGCCUAGCGUCGCGCCUUUUCUCCGCCUAUCCGGUAUCCUCGCGCGUCCCUGCUCGAGGAGGGCCAUCCGUUCACCCCGCGCGUCCGCGUCAGACCCGCGCGGUGGGAUGCCUGGGGCGUGGGCGGAGGGGCUGUCCGCGGCGGGCGUGUCGCUGUACGACGUGCUGGGGCUGGCGCGGCGCGACGCGUCGAUGCACGACAUCAAGGUGGCGUAUCGGCGCGAGGCGCGGCGGUACCACCCGGACAGCCGAGCGGCGGGGCUGGGCGAGGCGGAGAGCACGCGGCGGUUCAUCGCCGUGCAGCGCGCGUACGCCGUGCUGGCGGACCCGCUGCAGCGCGCGCAGUACGACCGGCAACUGCUGCACCCUCGCGUGACGGAUGCGGGGAAUGGGCGCAGCAGGAGGGGCGGGGAGAUGGGCAUGGGCAAUGGGGGGGAGAGGCGGUGGCGGCAUGGGAUGCGACGGCCGUGGAUGGGGCAGCCGAUGUGGCACGCACUGCAGGAGCAGCUGGAGGUGAAGGCGGCAUGGCGGGAGCAGUGGCAGCAGCAGCUGGCAGGGCUGAGGCACACCCGCGCGCAGCAGUGGCGGGCAGGCGGUGACAGGGGCGAGUCGUGGGGUGCUGGCAUGAGGCGGCAGCGGCACAUGCAGGGCGACGAUGAGAUGCACAGUGACACCACUGGCAGCACCUGAUGCUGGCGACUCGGAGAUGCACACUGUACAGGAUCCGCAUGCCGCAUGCUACAUGACACAACAUGCCUGGCGUGCAGCUGAUGCUUGGAGUUUUUCAAGGAGGCUCUGCUUGCGAUUUCUGGAGGGGUUUUUACGGUAUUUUGGAGGUCCCCUGACUCCCCUCCCCACCCCCAACCAGCUAGGGAGGCCCCUUGGCUCGUAGCAAGGGCCUGUGGAAGAAGACUAGCCCAGCUCAUUUGGGGCCAUCUUGAGACCCUGCCAGCCCGUUAACAGUCCUAUUGAGAAAGCUUGCUUUCGUUGUAGCAAUGGCGACGUGCUUCAUUUCAAAUGGGCAAUUGAGAAAGCUUGCUACU